Phoenix dactylifera (date palm) is the source of this 785-nucleotide messenger RNA. Lineage: Eukaryota; Viridiplantae; Streptophyta; Magnoliopsida; Arecales; Arecaceae. The record is from RefSeq and is a predicted model, not a curated record.
UGACGACGCUGGAAUGGACGAUGGCAGAGUUAAUGAGACACCCCGAGAUAAUGGAGAAGGUUCAAGCAGAGGUAAGGCAAGCUUUGAAGGGGAAGGCCAGGAUCGAGGAGGAAGAUAUCAAUAAAUUCCAUUACAUGAAGUUGGUGAUCCAAGAGUCUCUGAGAUUGCACCAGCCAGGUCCGCUGCUCCUGCCGAGAGUCUGCCGUGAGACAUGCCAAGUAGACGGCUACAAUAUCCCUGCAGGGAGCAGGAUUAUCGUCAACGCAUGGGCUGCGGCAACGGAUCCGAGGUAUUGGGAGGACCCGGAGAGCUUUAGGCCUGAGCGAUUCGAUGGCAGCUCGGUGGACUACAAAGGUGGCAACUUUGAGUACAUGCCUUUUGGUGCAGGCAGGAGGAUUUGCCCGGCGAUGACCUUUGGCUUGGCCCAGGUGGAGAUGGCCCUGGCCAACCUACUCUAGUACUAUUUUGAUUGGAAGCCCCCUAAUGGGAUGGGCACCAAUGAUUUGGACAUGACCGAGUCCUUUGCGGCAGCCGUGGGCUUGAAGUCGCCUCUGUGGUUAAUUGCUACUCCUUACGUGCCCAUCAGAAUGAUAUAUCGCUGAGGUAAUUAGAUGUUGCUUUUAGGGUAGAAGACUCUGCUGCCAGAUAUCUAUGUGCACUAUUGCAAGCCUGCCUUUGUGCUCGUGGUAUAAAAAAUUAUUGCGUCUUUGCAAUUAAAAUAGUGCUUUUAUGGAGAAAUAAAAGGUUUGGAAAUAAAAUAAAACGUUACUUCUGCUGAUCUCAAA